GGGGCAUGGGCUAAUGGGUUCCCUGCAUUUUAAAAGCGAACAUCAAGGUGGAGUCAGUCAAAAUGCAAGUGCCAAGCCAAGGACUUAGGAGUAGGACCCGAGAGCGCUGAGCUCAGAAGAUGACACGCAUUCAAUAACAAUACUACCUGCCCAGGCCUUUUCAAAAUUUUUAAAAGAAAAAAAACCUUCCUAAUUUUAUCAGUUUUCCGGUUUCCAUAAAAGGAAAGCAAACUGCAAACAUAAACCCGCCAUCUCCCAACAAAUGCAAUGCGUCCCGCCACUCAGUCGGGCUCAGCUCCACCUGAAGAUGAACCUUACAACAUAAUCCCCCUCCACAACCUCCUCUUCAACCACCCUUCCCUCCGUUUCCCCGAAGUACGUGCCGCUAUUGCUGCUCUACGCACCGUCGGAAAUCUAAGAAUGCCACCUCAGGCUCAACUGCCAACUAUGGACCUCCUAGACUGGCUGGCUCUCUUCUUUGGUUUCCAACGCGACAACGUCAAGAACCAGAGGGAACAUCUGAUCCUCCACCUCGCCAAUGCGCAGAUGCGCCUCUCCCCUCCUCCCGACAACAUUGACGUCCUCGACGUUGGCGUCCUCCGUACUUUCCUCCGAAAACUCCUCAAAAACUACACUAACUGGUGCUCUUAUUUGGGCAAGAAAUCCAACAUAUGGUUCAGCCGCAGCUCUCACUCUGAUCACCGCCAUGACUUACUUUACGUCGGCCUUUAUUUGCUGAUCUGGGGUGAAUCUGCGAAUCUCCGUUUUAUGCCUGAAUGCAUUUGCUAUAUCUUCCAUAACAUGGCCAUGGAAUUAAACAGGAUUCUCGAAGAUUAUAUCGACCAGAACACCGGUCAGCCUGCUAUGCCUUCGACAUUGGGAGAAAACGGGUUUUUGAACUGUGUUGUGAAGCCGAUAUACGAGACAGUAAAGAUGGAAGUUGAGUGUAGCAAGAACGGAACGGCACCGCAUCAUGCUUGGAGGAAUUAUGAUGAUUUGAAUGAGUACUUUUGGGGUCGGAGAUGUUUUCAUAAACUCAAGUGGCCGAUUGACGCGGGGUGUAAAUUUUUUGUUACUUCCAGUAAGAGAAAACGUGUUGGGAAAACUGGGUUCGUGGAGCGAAGGUCGUUUUUCAAUAUUUACAGGAGUUUUGAUAGGCUUUGGGUGAUGCUAUUUUUGUUUCUUCAGGCGGCGAUUCUUGUGGCUUGGGAAGGGGAGGAGUAUCCGUGGCAGGCAUUGAAAGUUAGGGAUGUUCAGGUUAGGAUUUUGACAGUGUUUGUUACCUGGAGUGGGUUGAGGUUUCUGCAGGCUUUAUUAGAUGCAGGGAUGCAGUGUCGCCGUGUUUCUUUUGCAAAACUGGGGCUUGGCCUUAGGAUGCUGUUAAAGGUGGUGGUAGCUUUGGCCUGGAUCAUGCUUUUCGCAGUUCUUUAUAGAAGGAUCUGGGUGCAGAGAAACAAAGAUAAAACGUGGAGCGAGGAGGCUAAUAGGCGGGUGUUCCUUUGUCUACAAGUUGCAUUUGUUUUUGUGUUACCGGAGGUACUAGCGUUGGCUUUGUUUGUGCUUCCUUGGAUUAGGAACUUUAUCGAGGAGUCGAAUUGGAUAAUAUGUUAUCUCAUGACUUGGUGGUUUCAGAGUAAGAGUUUUGUUGGUCGGGGACUGAGGGAAGGGCUCUUUGAUAAUGUUAGGUAUACUCUGUUCUGGGCGGUGCUGUUAGCUACAAAAUUUGCCUUUAGUUACUUCUUGCAGAUUGAACCCAUGAUUAAACCGACCAAACAAUUAAUGGACCUUAUGGAGGAGGAAUAUGACUGGGAUGAGCCAUAUCGUGGCCGUAACAAAUUGGCUGUGGGGUUGUUGUGGUUGCCUGUAGUGUUUAUUUACUUGAUGGAUAUCCAGAUAUGGUAUUCAAUUUAUUCCUCCUUUGUGGGAGCAGGAGUGGGGUUAUUCCAGCACUUAGGUGAGAUUAGAAACAUCCAGCAGUUGAGUUUGAGGUUUCAGUUCUUCGCCAGUGCAAUUCAGUUCAAUCUGAUGCCUGAAGAGCAGUUACUGACUGCCAGAGGAUCGUUUAAGGCCAAGAUUAAAGAUGCUAUUCACCGGUUGAAGCUGAGAUAUGGGUUCGGGAAACCUUAUAAGAAGCUUGAAUCAAACCAGGUUGGGGCUCACAAGUUUGCCUUGAUAUGGAAUGAGAUAAUUACCACUUUCAGGGAAGAAGAUAUUAUCUCUGAUCUAGAAGUUGAGCUGCUAGAGUUGCCCCAUAAUGCUUGGAAUGUCAGGGUUAUCUGCUGGCCAUGUUUUUUGCUAUGCAAUGAGCUGUUGCUUGCUCUCAGCGAGUCAAAAGAGUUGGUCGAUGCUCCUGAUAAGUUGCUUUGGAGUAAAAUAUGCAAGAAUGAAUACAGGCGUUGUGCUGUGAUCGAAGCUUAUGACAGUGUCAAGCACAUGAUGUUUGAAAUCCUCAAUGUCCAGUCUGAGGAGCAUUCCAUCCUCUCUGCUAUGUUUCAAGAAAUUGAUCAUUCUAUUGAGAUCGAGAAGUUCAUCAAGACAUUUAAAAUGACUGUGCUACCACAGAUUCAUAUGAAGCUGAUAAAAAUUGUUCAGAUAUUGACUAAGCCCAAGAAGGAUGUGAACCGGGUGGUCAAUACCUUGCAGGCCCUUUAUGAGAUUGUUGUCCGUGAUUUUAUCAGAGACAAGAGGACAGUUGAACAGCUGAGGGAGGAUGGAUUAGCACCUCGUGAUCCUGCCGUGAUGGCAGGACUGCUAUUUGGGAAUGCUGUUAAGUUGCCAGACCCCAGCAACGAGAAGUUCUAUCGGCAGGCUAGGCGAUUGCUUACAAUUCUUACCUCCAGGGAUUCUGUUCAGAAUAUUCCAGCUAAUAUUGAGGCUAGACGUAGAAUUGCAUUCUUUAGCAAUUCGCUUUUUAUGAAAAUGCCUCAUGCUCCCCAAGUAGAGAAGAUGAUGGCCUUUAGUGUCCUCACCCCUUACUACAAUGAAGAGGUGCUCUAUAACAAAGAACAGCUCGUAACUGAAAACGAAGAUGGGAUUUCCAUCCUAUAUUAUUUGCAGACCAUAUAUGAUGAUGAAUGGAAAAAUUUCAUGGAAAGAAUGCGGCGAGAGGGAAUGGUAAAGGAUGAGGAGAUAUGGACAACCAAGAUGAGAGAUCUAAGGCUUUGGGCAUCUUACAGAGGACAGACACUUUCGCGCACUGUCAGAGGAAUGAUGUAUUAUUUUAGAGCUCUUAAGUUACUGGCUUUCCUUGAUUCUGCAUCAGAGAUGGAUAUUAAAGAAGGGGUACGGGAGCUUGGUUCUAUGGGGAGAGAUGUUGGUUUGGAUAGUUUAAAUCCUGAGAGGUCACCUUCUCCCAGCAGUUUAAGCAGGGCAAGUACAGGUUUCUUAUUCAAAGGCCAUGAGCAGGUAACCUCUUCGAUGAAAUACACGUAUGUGAUUGCCUGCCAGAUUUAUGGGGCUCAGAAGGCCAAGAAGGAUCCACGUGCUGAGGAAAUCCUAUAUCUGAUGAAACACAAUGAAGCCCUUCGAGUUGCCUAUGUUGAUGAAGUUUCCACAGGGAGGGAUGAGAAAGAGUAUUACUCUGUUCUUGUGAAAUACGAUCAGCAAUUACAGAAGGAGGUGGAGAUUUAUCGUGUCAAAUUGCCUGGUCCAUUGAGGCUUGGAGAGGGCAAACCGGAGAAUCAAAACCAUGCCCUUAUCUUCACCCGUGGUGAUGCUGUUCAAACUAUUGAUAUGAACCAAGACAGCUAUUUUGAGGAGGCACUGAAAAUACGCAAUCUCUUGGAGGAAUAUGGGCGAUACUAUGGGAUACGAAAGCCAACAAUCUUGGGUGUCAGGGAACAUAUUUUUACCGGAUCUGUUUCAUCACUUGCUUGGUUUAUGUCAGCUCAAGAAACAAGUUUUGUCACUUUGGGACAGCGUGUCUUGGCAAAUCCUCUGAAAAUUCGAAUGCAUUAUGGCCAUCCAGAUAUCUUUGACAGGUUUUGGUUUUUGACUCGUGGUGGGAUCAGUAAAGCUUCCAGAGUAAUUAAUAUUAGUGAGGACAUUUUUGCUGGCUUUAAUUGUACUUUGCGAGGUGGCAAUGUCACACAUCAUGAAUACAUCCAGGUCGGCAAAGGAAGGGAUGUUGGGUUGAAUCAAAUAUCUAUGUUUGAAGCCAAGGUUGCUAGUGGGAAUGGUGAGCAAGUUCUCAGUAGAGAUGUCUAUCGGCUAGGUCAUAGACUGGACUUCUUCCGGAUGUUAUCAUUCUUUUAUACUACAGUAGGCUUUUUCUUCAAUACGAUGAUGGUCGUUCUUACUGUAUAUGUUUUUCUGUGGAGCCGACUUUAUCUAGCUCUUAGCGGUGUUGAGAAGGCUGCCCUGGCUAACAGCAACAAUAAUAAAGCUCUUGGUGCCAUCUUGAAUCAACAAUUUAUCAUCCAACUUGGACUUUUUACUGCCCUUCCAAUGAUAGUGGAGAAUUCCCUUGAACAUGGAUUCCUUCAAGCUAUCUGGGAUUUCUUGACAAUGCAGCUUCAACUUUCAUCCGUUUUCUACACAUUUUCCAUGGGAACCCGCACUCAUUUCUUUGGCCGGACUGUCCUUCAUGGUGGUGCCAAGUACCGGGCAACUGGCCGCGGUUUUGUUGUGCAGCACAAGAGUUUUUCAGAAAAUUACAGGUUGUAUGCUCGCAGCCAUUUUAUAAAGGCUAUUGAGCUUGGUCUAAUACUUACAGUUUAUGCAUCUUACAGUCCUUUAGCUAAGGACACACUUGUUUACAUAGCUAUGACUAUCUCCAGUUGGUUUCUGGUCAUAUCAUGGAUUAUGGCACCCUUUGUAUUCAAUCCUUCUGGUUUUGAUUGGUUAAAGACUGUUUAUGACUUUGAUGAAUUUAUGAACUGGAUAUGGUACGAUGGUAGUCUGUUUGCAAAGGCUGAACAGAGCUGGGAGAGAUGGUGGUAUGAGGAGCAGGAACAUCUAAGGACAACUAGCCCCUGGGGAAAGCGAGUAGAGAUACUUUUAGACCUUCGAUUCUUCUUUUUCCAGUAUGGGAUUGUACACCAUCUAGGUAUUGCUGCUAAUAGUACUAGUUUUGUUGUAUACUUACUGUCUUGGAUAUACAUUUUUGUGGCAUUUGGAAUUUUUCUGCUUAUCUCAUAUGCUCGGGACAAAUAUGCAGCUAAGGAACACAUAUAUUUUCGGCUUGUUCAGUUCCUUGUAACCAUUGUUGGAAUCCUUGUUAUUGUUGUGCUGCUUCAGUUUACGGCAUUUAAAUUUUCUGACGUUUUCACCAGUUUAUUGGCUUUUAUUCCCACUGGCUGGGGACUUCUAUCUAUUGCGCAAGUACUUCGGCCCUUAGUGCAGUCGACCAGGCUUUGGGAUUCAGUGGUUUAUGUGGCUCGGCUAUAUGAUAUACUGUUUGGCGUUAUUGUUAUGGCCCCAGUGGCAUUUUUGUCUUGGAUGCCUGGAUGUCAGUCAAUGCAGACAAGAAUCUUAUUUAAUGAAGCAUUUAGCAGGGGUUUAAGGAUCUUCCAGAUUGUUACCGGGAAAAAAUCCGGGGACAUAUAAUUUGUGGUAAUGUUUUAUUGGAGAUGAGGGGUUUCCAGAGUUUUAGGUGUUUCGUUCUUGUGGCGAGUAGUAAAGUUUUUGCAGCCUUUUUGCUAUUAAAAUUCUACUGUAUGAUUCCUGGCCAUGCAUUGCCUUUGUAGAAGGAAUCUUAAGAGUCUGAAAUGAAAUAGUGUGGCUUUGCAUAAUAAUGCAAUUGUCUUUCAAGUUUACCAGGCCAUGGGGCUAUUGGGGGAUGGUUGACGAGUUAAAAAGUAAGUUUUGGAAGAAAUUGUGAUGGAUGCUUGUUGAAGUUGCUAUUUCCACUGGAUAUCCUUUAUAAACAAAUGAGCCUGCAGCGAUUUAUUUGAAUUGCUUGUGAAUGGUUUUUAGAUGGAAUUUUGAAGACUCAGUGAUGCUACGAUUGCCGAAUUUGCCGUGUUCAGCAUGAAAUCUUUAUGUUCAAGUUGAUUGGCAACAUUUCUGUUUUGAAAUGUGGUCGCCAUUAGUUCCAUUUUGAACUAGAGUUGCUUCUUAAUUGCCAGCUUCUAGUUCUUCAGUUUUGAAAGGGAGUAUAGCUUUAGUGGUUGUGUUGAUUGUAAGGUGGUAGAAAUUGUUUGUUAUUCUUUUAUCAGAACAAAAAAUGCAGCUAUUUGUUUAUUCAUAUCAUGUUUCAUUUAAGUA
Molecule: messenger RNA, 6207 nt
Organism: Gossypium arboreum
Lineage: Eukaryota; Viridiplantae; Streptophyta; Magnoliopsida; Malvales; Malvaceae
Product: callose synthase 12-like
Exons: 2
Coding region: 268-5547 (1759 amino acids)
Biological process (GO): (1->3)-beta-D-glucan biosynthetic process
Cellular component (GO): plasma membrane; 1,3-beta-D-glucan synthase complex
Molecular function (GO): 1,3-beta-D-glucan synthase activity
Source: RefSeq, a predicted model, not a curated record